UUUUUGCUAACGUCAAACCUAAAUAUCAGGAGAGUCAGUUCAGUCAUAUCUUAACAUUCCAUUAAUUUGUCGAGUGCAUAUUCAUAAGCCUGAAAUUUGUGCUUCUCUUAUUACUAAGCAAGUUGCUUUUAGUGGUUAAUACUGAGCAAGAAUGAAGUGGUUUGGAGGAAGUAUUCCAGAGGCUAUUAGUUCAGCCAAAACACAGAAUGCCAUAUUUGUGGUAUAUGUGUAUGAUUCAUCAGAUGCUUCAAAAGCUACUGAUGAAGUCCUUGUAGACACAGAUAUAUCAGCAGUCUUGAGUUCAAAUAAGUUCGUAGCAAUUAAGCUUGAGAAUGGUACUGAAAGUGCCUUGCAGUUUUCUCAGAUCUAUCCUUUGGUGCUUGUUCCGUCGCUGUUUUUCAUUAGUGGUCAGACAGGAUUACCAUUAGAAGUUCUUGGAGGACCACUUACUAAAGAUACUAUAAGGCAGAAGCUCACCUCCUUGGUUCCUGAAGAAAAUCAGGGUGCCAGUGCUGCUGUGACAGCUAAUGAAAAUGUGAAAGAGGCUGACACACAGAACUCCAGUAGUCAACAUGAACAGGAAGAAGAUAAACCAAACUCGACAGAGGAAGGUGCAGCCUCUGCCAUUGCCUUGAUUCAGUCACCAAAAGAGUCAACCCCUGACGACCAAGCAUCCCCGUCCGGCUUAGGCAAUGAAAAUAAGUCUGAGGCAAAUGUAACCCCAGACUCAGGAAUUCAAGAUGAUUCAGGAACCCCAGAACAUGAAGAAAAUGACAGUGAAGCUAUAGAUGAUUCAGUCAGCUUGGAAGAAAGAGUAGAGAGAGCAAAGGUUCUUCUUGCUCAAAAACGAGCAGCUCAAGCACAGGAGAAAGCACAUGAGGAGAGACAGAAGGAAAUGGAACGCAGAAAGAUGGGUCAAGAGAUAGCUAAAAGGAAAUUGGAGCAGGAAAACAAGGAGAUCCGAGCUGCAGCCGAAGAACGCCGAAAAGACAAAGAAGAGGACAGAUUAGCCAGAGAGAGAGUAAAAGCCCAGAUUGCUGCUGACCGAGCAGAACGAGAGGCUCGCCAAGCUCUUUUAAGAGGGGAAGAACCACCUGCAGCUCCACAGCCAAGGCCUGUUGCUUCAGUUUCUGUUCCUGCUGCUUCAUCAAACAAUAGUAACAUUUCCAGGAUCAAGUUCCGUCUUCCUGAUGGAUCCUCAAGCAUAGCACAGUUUUCUUCAAGUACCACGUUGGAAGAAGUAAGACAGCAUGUGAGACAGAACAUUAAUCUUCCUUUCUCCAGUUUCACCUUGACAUCAACUGUCCAUAAUCGACCAUUUACAUCAGAAGAUAAUGACAGGUCUCUUACUGACCUUGGCCUUGUACCAUCAGCCAUCUUGAUCAUUUUAUCUCAGAGCAGUAUAGGAGGCAGUGGUAGUGUUGUUCCUUCCGGUGGGAUAGUAGAUUUCUUCUGGAUUCUUCUUUCUCCAAUUACAUUUCUGCUUGGUUUAGUCCGGCAACUGUUUGGUGGAAAUUCAGCACCUCGUUCUCCAUCCACUUCUGGGAGUGAUGAACCUACAGCCAAAAGAGCUAGAGAGGAAGGACCGUCGUCUUCCCAACAGAGACCCCAGACGGCAUAUGGUAGUCGUGCUGAAGCACGAUUGCGUAGAGAAGGUAACAUUCACCGACUCCGCAAUAAUGAUGAUGACGAUGAUGAAAAUAAUACAUGGAAUGGUAAUUCAACCCAGCAAAUGUGAAAUGAAAAUUCAUUUUUAUUCACUGCAAGACAGGUUGUAUAAUAGUUCAUCAUUUAGUCAAUGAUAUUGAUGAUAUUGGGAUGAUUUUUGUGGUAUUUUCCACUUAUAUUAUAUAUUAUGUAUGCUAAAUAAACACACAUACACAUAUAGGCACAGCCAGACACAGAUACAGACAGAUAUGGGAAUAUAUGGAUCAGACAGUUGUGUAGCACUUUGAAAAUCUUGAAAAUAUUCUCUUUGUGUGUGUAGGUUGGGGUGUGUGUGUGCGCGUGCGUGAGCAUGUGUUUAUGUGUGGGGGGGUGUAAGUGCGUAGGUAUGUGAAUGAGUGUGUGUGUGUGUGUGUGUGUUAAUGUAUGUAUGUAUGUUUGUGUUUGUAAAUGCGUGUGUAAGUGUAUAUAUGUAUAUGUCUGUUUUUGUGUCUAUGAAUGUGUGGGCAUGUGUGCAUACAUGAUUGCAUACAUUUUUGUUUCUUUGAGCAUGUAUUUGUGUGCAUGAAUAUAUGACUGCUUGUAGAUUUGUUUUUUACUUGUAUUUGUAUUGCAUAGUUAUACAUGCACACAGGUGAUAGAUGAAUAUAUAAGCACUUCUUGUGUGCACUUAUCUAUAUAUUUAAUCAUACUGGUGGCAAAGCGAAGAAUGGUGCCCAGUGUACGGCAGGUCAAGUACUUCUGUUACAGGGAAGUAAUGUCCCUUGCAGGGGAUGGUAACCAAGGCUAUCAGAGAUCUGCCUUUCUUCUAUAUGUUCAAAAUAUCAAUCUGUCUCAGUGUGAAGAGCAUUGAACCAGCUCUGACUAAUUUUCUGCAGUGUAAGGUCUUGCAGCACCAAACUUGAACUACUCCAAAAGACAGCAUUUUAGUAUGCAUUUUUUCAAUAGCCUGUCAAGCAAUAAAGUUUCUCUGAAUGGUAUGUACAUACCUUAAGAAGAAUCUUUAAAGCCCUUUGCAAAUUGUUACCUUUUAUAAUGAUAGCCACUUAUUUAUGACCAAAUGUUAUCACCACCUUUAAUAUUCAUAGUUGAAGUAUGUAUUUUGUGAAUGUAUCAUGUUUUUUGAGUGAGUCAAUUAUGAUAUCAGAUAUUUAUGUUUUGCUGACUCAUGAUAUUGCAUAAAAAAAUAAUAUAAUGGAUUAAGAUAUGGACAAGAAAUUAUUGCUUUAAAUAUUGUAUUUAUUAUUAGCCUACCUGUUAGCAUGUCCAUUUUUUGGAAUUCAUGUACAUGUUACAUGUGAGGUUCAGGAGAUACACUUUAGACAUUUGAUAAUGGAAAUGAAAACUAUUACUUUGCAAAGGAGUAAAAUAUUUAUUAGUGGUACGAAAGCUUAUUGAUUAUAGCUAAAUUGUUAUUAGGUGCUGUAUCAGUGUUGAAAGUUGAUAAAAAAAUAUAUGUUAUAAAGAGAUUUCAUUUUCUCUUUUUUCAGUUCCCAAAAGGGUUUGGGUUUGAAAUAAUUUUCAUUGGAUUUAAAACUUAUUUGUAUUGUGCAAUAUGUUUUUUCUGUGAAGUGCGAAGAAAUGCACGUGAAUAUUUAAUUUUCCACAAUAGUUUGUUAUUGAGAUGAAAAAUAUACUCAGAGGAAAUGUAACAGACUUUUACUUUCCAAUCAUGUUUCAAAUGAUUCUGAUUUUAUAUAUUUCAUCCAAAAUAAUCUUGCAUACUUUAUUAAUGAUGUUAUUAUUACUGUCCUCACUUAAUUAAAAUGAAAAUAAUUUUUAUGAUACCCUGGCAUUGGAGUUCAGAACCUGAGUUCAGGUCACUGAGAUAUAUGGAAUUAUUUUGCCUUGAUUAAUAUUGUCUUUCUCAAAUCAAAGAAACAGACAGUUUAGUAGUAUGAAUUGUCUUUGUUGAAUUUUUCCUCAUUCAUAGAAAUACUAAUAAUAGGUAAAGAUGUUGGUAUUUCCUAGUUCAUCAGAUUUAUUAGUAAAUUCCUAUCGAUACCUAUUAGUGAAAUAUAGAAGGAAUGGUCAACGUAAUUAAUGAAUUAACCCAAUAUGAAUGUACUAUUUUUAUGAUUAUCACUGUCAUUGUCAUUGCUUUUAUUAUUGUCCUUUUUAUAUUAUUUAUCAUUAUAUUGAAUAAUAGCCUUAACAAUAAUGAUAUAUCAAGGUAGGAAUGAGGAAGCCAAUCAAGUAACAAAUGUAGUAAAACAGUUGUUUUUUGGAUGAUGUGACAGCACGUAAUGUAGCAUAGGUGUAAGACACUCAAAUCUCAAUUACCAUAUAAUCAUAUUUCUUAUGUAAAGAAACAUCGUACUACCAGACGCUGUGUGUGAGACAGCUGGUUUUGCUCAAGCAUACUGCUGUGAUUUGCUGGGCCCGUGGAUCAUUAUGUAGGAGUCUCCCCUUACACAAAAAUAACAACAAAAAAAGAAAAAAAAAAGAGAAAAAUGCCAAGAGGACUGUCGGAGCCUGUCUUUAAGACAACAAAGGCUCUAUUUCCUUGAUGUAAGAUAGUUGAUAUAUACCCCAUGGAAACCUGCUGAGGGCAGCACACGGCAUAGUACAUGUGUGUAGCAUGGCCACCUUGUCGCUCACACGGUUUUUAUUUUUAUUAUUAUUUUUUUAUUGGUUUUAUUUUCUAACUUUUUAUUCGUGGUUAUAUGGAUGGCGGAUAUGGGCAAGCAUGGCCAGACCCAAGAAUUGUUUUUGAGAUGUAUAUCAAGAGGGAGACAAUAAAUAUAAGUUUGCA
Molecule: messenger RNA, 4420 nt
Organism: Penaeus indicus
Lineage: Eukaryota; Metazoa; Arthropoda; Malacostraca; Decapoda; Penaeidae
Product: UBX domain-containing protein 4-like
Exons: 11
Coding region: 152-1738 (528 amino acids)
Cellular component (GO): endoplasmic reticulum
Molecular function (GO): protein binding
Source: RefSeq, a predicted model, not a curated record